This is a messenger RNA of Drosophila busckii, 362 nucleotides long. RefSeq lists its product as uncharacterized. The annotation marks the transcript as partial. The transcript has 2 exons. The record is from RefSeq and is a predicted model, not a curated record. NCBI's taxonomy places the organism in Eukaryota, Metazoa, Arthropoda, Insecta, Diptera, Drosophilidae.
UUAAAUAACGUAAAUUCUAUGUCAAUUAACAUCGAAUGCGAGUGUCGUCAUCGCCAUGGACCACUGUUCUUGCUGAUGCCCUGGCGCUGGGGUGAGCCCUGCCGUCGUUGCAAUGGCAAUGCUGUUGUCGUUGUGCCAACGGAUAAUGGAGGAACAACAACAACUGUUGUAAGCACUAACGGACGUCGUCAUCGUCGCCGAGAUGCGCCAGUUGUAGUAGCAACAACAACUACAACAACAGCAGCGCCAGUGAUGAAUGUGACACCAGCUAUGACAACUGGACCAACGAUGCUGCCGCCUGCCUACAGCGAAAAAGUUGUCAUCAAUUAAAAAACGAUAUUAAAUAAAAGUGCUGUAAUUAA